AUGUCUUGUACUGUUGUCAUGUCUUGUACUGUUGUCAUGUCUUGUACUGUUGUCAUGUUUUGUAGUAUUGUCAUGUCUUGUAGUAUUGUCAUGUCUUGUAGUAUUGUCAUGUCUUGUAGUAUUGUCAUGUCUUGUAGUAUUGUCAUGUCUUGUAGUAUUGUCAUGUCUUGUAGUAUUGUCAUGUCUUGUAGUAUUGUCAUGUCUUGUAGUAUUGUCAUGUUUUGUAGUAUUGUCAUGUCUUGUAGUAUUGUCAUGUCUUGUAGUAUUGUCAUGUUUUGUAGUAUUGACAUGUUUUGUACUGUCAUCAUGUCUUGUACUAUUGUCAUGUCUUGUACUAUUGUCAUGUCUUGUACUAUUGUCAUGUCCUGUACUGUUGUCAUCUUUUGUACUGUGAUCUCGAACUGUCAUAUCUUUUACUGA
This is a messenger RNA of Candidula unifasciata, 420 nucleotides long. NCBI's taxonomy places the organism in Eukaryota, Metazoa, Mollusca, Gastropoda, Stylommatophora, Geomitridae. The record is from the annotation of a GenBank genome assembly.